GCCGCGCCUCGCUGCCACCCCGGGAGGGGCGCGGACCAUAGAGCGGGAGGUAGGCAGGCGCUCUGCCGCGGGGGCCUGUGGGAUGCUGGAGGACCGCGCGGGUGGAGGUGGCGGAUCGCGGCCUGGCAGCCCGGCACCGGCGGAGUGUCUGAAACUUGGAGUGACGAAACAUGUCUCAGUCAGGUGAAAAAGUAAAGUUUUCUGAUGGAGCAGGCUAUGUGGGAUUUGCUAAUCUGCCCAACCAGGUCCACAGGAAAUCUGUGAAGAAGGGCUUUGAAUUCACACUGAUGGUGGUUGGUGAGUCUGGCUUGGGGAAAUCCACUUUAAUUAAUAGUCUGUUCCUGACUGAUCUUUAUCCAGAACGUUAUAUUCCCGGAGCAGCAGAGAAAAUAGAGAGAACAGUUCAAAUCGAAGCUUCUACAGUAGAGAUAGAGGAGCGAGGGGUGAAACUGCGUUUAACAGUAGUAGACACACCAGGAUAUGGAGAUGCCAUUAACAGCCAGGACUGCUUCAAAACAAUUAUCCAGUACAUUGACAACCAGUUUGAAAGAUACCUGCAUGAUGAGAGUGGUCUAAACAGACGACACAUUGUAGACAACAGGGUCCACUGCUGUUUUUACUUCAUCUCUCCCUUUGGGCAUGGGCUGAAACCGUUGGAUGUAGAAUUCAUGAAGGCUCUUCAUGGAAAAGUCAACAUUGUCCCUGUGAUUGCCAAGGCCGACACACUGACUCUGAAGGAGAGAGAGAGGCUGAAGAGAAGAGUUCUGGAUGAGAUUUCUGAACAUGGCAUUAGAAUUUACCAGCUCCCUGAUGCCGAUUCUGAUGAAGAUGAGGAAUUCAAAGAACAAACCAGAGUUUUAAAGGCUAGCAUUCCCUUCGCUGUUAUUGGAUCCAAUCAACUUAUUGAGGUGAAAGGGAAAAAAAUCAGAGGCCGUCUGUAUCCCUGGGGAGUUGUUGAAGUUGAAAAUCCAGAGCACAAUGAUUUCCUUAAAUUGCGCACAAUGCUGGUAACACACAUGCAGGACCUGCAGGAGGUGACCCAAGAUUUGCACUAUGAGAACUUCCGCUCAGAGAGGCUAAAACGAACUGGCAAGCCUGUUGAAGAAGAAGUUGUAGACAAGGAUAGAAUCCUCCAGCAGAAAGAGGCUGAGCUGCGCCGCAUGCAGGAGAUGAUUGCACAGAUGCAAGCCCAAAUGAGGAUGAAGCCCAGUGAUGAUUAAGAUGUUUAACAUCUGGAUGCAUCAGCAGUGUACACUUCUCUAAGUGGAUGGGUGCUCUGUUUUCUUUGACCAAGUGGUAACGUUCAAAUGCAAAAGCCGGAUGCCGCAGAUCAAGACCUGCGUUAAAACAAACACAAAGUCUGAAGAUUGUGUUGUAAAACUGCUUGUUUUUAUAUAUUCAAUGUUAAUCAAGUCAUAUUGUAUCUUUUUUGAGUACUUUGGUAACACUGUCUUCAUACUUCUAAAUGUGUUUUUAUUCUCCUUCCUAUACCUUUUGAUACAGAAAUGCCUAGGGUAUGCUGGUCGGGCUAGUCGUUGUGCGGGGUUUAAGGAGUUAAUCGUGUACCUGCUAGAUUCUUCUGAACCGUUUUGUGAUUAAUUCUAAAAGACUUUGUGGCCUGUUUACAGUAAAUGUAUGUGUGUUUGCACAGUAUCCUAACUUUCACUUGCUAUUUGAAGCCAUUCUGUAUUGUAUCAGCUUUUUCCUAACUUUCUCUGUGAUCUGAUGACUUUUCAAGCUUCCUCUCUGGUGACUUGUAUUUGUGUGAUGUAUGAGAAAAUGUACAAGACACUGACGGUACACCAGUGGUGCAGAGAAGCUGGCUUUUCUAAAUCAUUGUGCCUUAAAAUAUUGUGAACACUAUGCAUGCCAGAAACUUCUGUGGAUACCUCUGAAGAUGUGUCUGCAGGUCUCAAGUAUUGCUUGCAAGAAUUCCCGUCACAGGCAUCUUUCUCUCAGCUGAGUGAUGGCAUGUACCGAACCUUUUAUAUACCAUGACACUAAUUUUCAUUGAGGUUUUGUAAUAAAUGUAUGAAUGUGGAAAAAGUUGAA
Oxyura jamaicensis (ruddy duck) is the source of this 2052-nucleotide messenger RNA. RefSeq names its product septin-2. Gene Ontology annotation, cellular component: septin complex; synaptic vesicle; microtubule cytoskeleton. The transcript has 13 exons. Gene Ontology annotation, biological process: regulation of exocytosis; cell division; cytoskeleton-dependent cytokinesis. Gene Ontology annotation, molecular function: molecular adaptor activity; GTP binding; GTPase activity. The record is from RefSeq and is a predicted model, not a curated record. Bases 171 to 1220 code for a protein of 349 amino acids. Lineage: Eukaryota; Metazoa; Chordata; Aves; Anseriformes; Anatidae.